This is a messenger RNA of Musa acuminata subsp. malaccensis (wild Malaysian banana), 2173 nucleotides long. Its product is annotated as protein PHOSPHATE STARVATION RESPONSE 3. Lineage: Eukaryota; Viridiplantae; Streptophyta; Magnoliopsida; Zingiberales; Musaceae. Gene Ontology annotation, molecular function: DNA binding; DNA-binding transcription factor activity. The record is from RefSeq and is a predicted model, not a curated record.
AGGAGGGAGGAGGUGGAGGUGGAGAAGGCGGAGGCGGGACGGUGGCGCCAGCAGCAGUAGCUAAAUAUAGAGAAUAAAUAGCGAUUGUUAGGGAGGGAAAUAAAAGUCUCCUAUGGGUUGCUGGCCGCAUAGUUGGCGAGAGGACUCCUUGGAUACAUCUUGAUCUCCCUCCUUUUGUUGCCUACUUUGGAGGCGUUUCUAUUAGUGAAUAUUGGCGAACUACGAGACCUAUUAGCACUGGCGUCUGUUGUACUGGGAUGGCGUGCUGUUCUAUUAGCCCGCAUGAGUCUCUCAUCUAUUCUGAAGUCCAUGAUUGAUAGCUAAUGGUAUGUAUUUGGAGAGUUUUGCAUCUGGAGGAUUAAUUAGAUGAGCUUCAUUUUGGAUGGGGAUAAUGGCUACAAAAAAUUGGAAGCAGAGUGACAUGUUCGUCAAGAAGCACCAGUGUAUAGGAAAGGUUCGGAAUCUCAGAGGACUGUCUAUUCUUUUGUUCAGCUAGUGUGGGGGUACCAUGUUUUAUUAGUCAAAUACCAUGAGCAGCCACAGUUUGAUUACAGUUAAACAAAAUAAUUCUCCCGAAGGAACAAAGCAUCUCUGUCAUUCUUCACCUUUAUCAGUUCAGUUUAACAAUGAACAAGACUGCCAAAAAUUAUCAAGAUCCUCCUAUGUCGAGACAGUGUUGCACAAUUCAUCCAGCUUCAGUAAGGACCUUCCUUUGCAUACCAAGAAAUCAAGCUCAGGGCCUGAACCAGGAAGUUCUUGUUCUUAUGUAUCUCAUCCUCAAUAUCCAGAGCACAUGUUUUCUCGUUCUUCUACAUUUUGUACCAGCCUUUACUCUUCAUCUUCUACUAGUUCAGAGUCAUGUCAAAAACUUCAGAACUUACCCUUCCUUCCUCAUCCUCCAAAAUGUAAGCACCAGAAUUCAGCUGUUCAAUCUUCUAACUCUCCGCUGCAGUUUAGUGGAGAUAUAAGUGCAACGAGUGGUGAGGAUGAACACACAGAUGACUUGAUGAAGGAUUUCCUUAAUCUCUCUGGAGAAGUUUCAGAUGGUAGCAUCCAUGGAGAGAAUUGUGGGAGUAGUGGCUUAGCACUUAACGAGCAAAUAGAAUUGCAAAUUUUGUCUGAACAACUUGGCAUAGCUAUCACUGACAAUGGGGAAAGCCCUCAUUUGGAUGACAUAUAUGAGACACCACAAGUCUCAUCUCUUCCAUUGUCUGCCAACCACAACCAGACAGAUCAGCCUUCAAAACCUCACACUAAAGUCCAAUUGCAUUCACCCCCCUCCAUAAACCCAGCUUCAGCUGCAAAUAAAACAAGAUUAAGAUGGACCUUGGAGCUUCAUGAGCGAUUUGUCGAAGCUGUGAACAAGCUUGAUGGUGCUGAGAAGGCAACUCCAAAGGGUGUGCUAAAGCUUAUGAAUGUUGAAGGUUUGACUAUCUACCAUGUAAAGAGUCAUUUGCAGAAAUAUCGACUUGCAAAGUACCUUCCAGAGGCGAAAGAAGACAAAAAGGCUUCGAGUCGUGAAGAUAAGAAAUCAUCAUCAUUGGUUAGUAAUGAUGGUGAUUUGGCCAACAAGAGGAGCAUUCAAGUCACUGAGGCUCUACGCAUGCAAAUAGAGGUUCAGAAACAGCUGCAUGAACAACUUGAGGUCCAAAGAGCACUGCAAUUGCGCAUAGAGGAAAAUGCAAGGUACUUGCAGAAGAUUCUUGAAGAGCAGCAAAAGGCAAACAAUUCUUCUUCCUCCACGCAAAGGUUUAGCUCAGAGCCCCCACUGGAAUUGCGUAGUCCCUUCACAGAGAAAGCUGAUGCAAGAGUGGACUCCUCUCCACUUAACUCUGUGAAGCAAAGAGGGAAUGAGUCAAAUGACCGGGAGAGUGAUUCUGAAUCUGUUGAAGAUAGUAAAAGGAUGAGGCUGGAUGUUGAGCAUAUAAGACCUUCCUAAUGAGAGUCUAGCCGAGGGUACCAUCUUCAGAUAGCUUCUGUUGUCUAUAAGAAUCUUCAUGUCAUUUUCUUUCUAUUAAUUUCCCAGUUAUUGCAGGGGGUUGGAGUGGAUCAGAUUUCGAGUUGAUGUACAGUAUUGUGAAAAAUGAAAUUAAACUGAGGGACCUGGAUUUGCUAAACCUUUAUGAGUGUCCUUGCAUUCUCAGAUAAAUGAUGAAUGCAUCAUUUUGCUCCA